AUGGGACAAGAUACAAAUAUUGAAAAUGAGAAUGAUUCCACAUCAAAUAAUGAGGAAGAGCAAGCUUCGAGUUCUGAUACAACAGAAAAUGUUGUUGGUAACGAUAAAAUAAUCGAUAAGUCCGAUGAGUCAAUUGAUGAUGUUCAUGAUAAUUUAUCAGUCGGCAUUUCCAGUAACGAGGAACAAAAUAUUACCUCCAAUUUAAUUUAUAACCAAGUCGAAAAAGAAAUCGAAAAUAUUGAGACGGGUAAACAAGAAGUGUUCCCAUCAUCAGAUGAUGAUUAUGAACAUACUAGUACAAGUCGUAUUGAUGAGAACUUAUAUCAAAAAGUUUUAAUUGACCAAGAAGAAUCAGACAAAAAAACGGAAAUUAUUGAAGACCGAAAAGAUAUAAAUGAUGAUGAUGAUGUAUCUAGUGAGACCAUUCAAACUUCUCUUCCAAAAUCUCAAUAUACUGAACAACAACGAGAAGAUACUUUAGAUUAUAAUAAGCAAACUCAUACUUCUAAUACAGGGGGUUCGGAUGAUAAAGAACACAAUAAAGAAGAAACUGAUAUUUCCAUUGAUAACGAUAAAAUCAUCAUUGAGUCCGAUGAUAUAAAAAAUAAUUCUACAAAUACUGGAGAUUAUGUUUCAGUCGGUGUUUCUGAUAAAGACGAUGAUGAAGAUCAUAACCCUAGUGCGAAUGUUAAAAAAGCGGAGAAUGUUGAAACUCUUAAACGAGAAAGUUCUAGUCAUUUCAAUGUACCACCAGCAGCUGAUCAAAAAGUCUUAGCUGGUCAAGAAAAUUCUGAUCAAGAGACGGACAAUGUUGAAAAUCGAAAAGAGUUACUCGAACUUUUUGAAGAUGAUGAUUCAAUCAAUCAAACUGUGACCGUUCAGACAUCUUCUCCUAAAUCUCGAAAUAUCCAACAUACUUUAGAUUAUGAUAAUAAUAGGCAUGCAUCUAAAUUAUUUAAUACAAAGGGAUCAGCGAGCGAAUUUGAAAGCGGUUCAAAAUCUGACUCUUCUCCUAAAUCUCGACAUAUCCAACAUACUUUAGAUUAUGAUAAUAAUAGGCAUGCAUCUAAAUUAUUUAAUACAAAGGGAUCAGCGAGCGAAUUUGAAAGCGGUUCAAAAUCUGACUCUUCUCCUAAAUCUCGACAUAUCCAACAUACUUUAGAUUAUGAUAAUAAUAGGCAUGCAUCUAAAUUAUUUAAUACAAAGGGAUCAGCGAGCGAAUUUGAAAGCGGUUCAAAAUCUGACCAUGAUACAAAAAGUAAAAAGAAAUCAAAGAACUAUGAUGAUGAUAUCAGCGAAUUCCCGGACAAGAAAGACAACUUUUUAUCUUCAGCGGGAUAUAAUCGUCCAAAGUCUGACCAUGAUACAAGAAGUAAGAAAUCAAAGAAAUCAGAUACGACCGUAAACUACGACUAUGAUGUUGAUUAUGAUGAUGAUAUCGGCGAAUUCCCGAACAAAAAAGAUGACUCUCCAUCUCCAACGGGAAAAAAUAUUAAGAAAGAAAGGUUUGAUCCUCCCCAUAGAGGAAAAAGCGAUGAAAUCACUCAUCGUCCAAAAAAUCAAGAUAGUCAAAGUCAGUCUUUACAUGGUGAUUUAUCAGAUGAAGAAGCUGAAAACCCAAUUUCAAAGUCUCGUAAUAUUGUGAGAAAACAAGAAAGUGAUAAUGACGAUAACGUUGAUUACGGUAGUAAUGAAGAAGGUGACAUUUCAUCUUUAAGGCGUAUCAAUAAAAAACAGGUAGAAACUCCAUAUACGAAAAAUAAAAAUAAUCAAAAUCUGAAAAAAUUGGAUAGUGAGAGUGACUCUCAGGAUGAGAAUGAAGAUUAUGAGGGAGAUGACUCUUCAUCUUCAAGCCAUUUCAAUAAAAAAGAUGCCGAGUCUUAUUAUGAGGAACAUUCAAAAGAUAAAAAUAACCAAAAUAUGCCUAUAAAAUUAGUUAAUACAAGUGACUCUCAGGACGAUAAUGAAGAUCAUGAAGAAAGUUACUCUCGUAUCAAUAAAGAUGAUGUUGGGACUGAUACCGAAGAAUCAAUAAAUGAAACCACUCGACAUAAAAACAAUAAAAAUCGGUCUACGAAAAAGAAAUUAGAUAAUGUGACUGACUUUCAGGAUGAGAGUUAUGAUGAUAAUAUCAGCGACUCCCAGCAAGAUGUCUUUCAAUCAUCAGAACAUAAUCGUAAUAAGCGAAAAGAGUCUGAUGAAUCUGAGUCUUACGGAGGACCCAGGGAUGAUACCACUCAUUAUCCAGAAAACCACAACGGUCGAAGUGAUCAUAGAGACAGUAAUAACAAAGGAAAGAAAAAUUGGAUCUCUAACGUGUCCAACGUGUUUAAAGGAUUGAUUAGUAGUAAGGGUUCGAAUGAGAUUAAAGUUAUCUUCCAUGUUCAUUGUCCGGAGGAUAUUGAUAAUGUUUUUGGAAAACCUGUUGUUCUUGGAAAUAUAAAAGAACUAGGUCAUUGGAAAACUCCUACCAUCAAAUUUCGUAAAAUAAAUCAAACGUAUUGGCGAUCCGAAACAGUUAUUAUAUCUCUAUCUGAAGUUGAAAGUAAUGAAAUUCUAUAUAAAUAUGCUAUUUGUGUGAAUACUAGAUAUUAUGGUAAUGGAGAAAUAAUAUUCGAAGGAAAUGGUAGUCGAGACAAUCGCACGUUGAAUAUCGAGAGAAAUGAUCAAUUUGACAUAUUUAAGAGUAAUAAUCAUUAUAAAUUAAAAAAUAUACGCGACUUUGCUUUUGUGGACUAUAUUUUUAAUUCCAUCAGAGAUAAUAACCUUAAGGAUAAAGUUAUGGAAUAUCAACAUUUAUUAAAAUUUCACUAUGAUUAUACGAUCACCUCAUCAAAUUACAACCGCAUUGCUAAUCGUAUUGAUGAUGGAUUAAAUAGAGACAAACUACUUUUCUUAUGUCUUCUUUUAGGAUACUACACUUUAAAGAUGCAAUGUCAUUUCCAUGAACUAAAAAAUACAUUCCCAUCUGGAGUGUUACUUGAAGCACUUUAUGACUAUAAAGAAGGAACUUUACCUUCAAAUACCAAAGACCAAAUGUAUAGUGGCAUUAUGAUCUUAAUCCAGCAUAAUGCUGCUCUGAUGCAGUUUGAUUGGCUCACUAUUUUUACAAUUGCGUCUGAAGUUGAUCCUAAAUUUUCUUUCAUUGAUCAGUUGAAAUUUUUAAAGUAUACUGAUGAGGAUUUAUCGAAAUUUAUUCAAGGAUUAAAAAUGGUCAAACCUUACAUGGAUGGCAUUGAACCCGAAAUUUAUAAUAAACUUGCCAAGUGGUUAAUUCAAUUAUGUAAUGAUAUGGAUUACCUUUUUCCGCUUUGGAAUGAUAUUCUUUUCCAUAAUAACAAAAUUGAUAAAAUUAUUUUUAAGAGUUUUAAUGACAAACUUCGAGAAUUUAUCUCUCAUGAUGAUGCUGUUGACUUAGAACAUCAUUUUAAGAGAGUUCCGGCUGAUUAUCGAUUUGACGUGUCUGAAGUUUUCCGAUCUCGUGCUUUGUUUUUAUUUGAAGGUUUGAACGGAAAUUGGACAAAGGAAAAUAUCACUGCUAUUACAGCCCUUCUUCAUGAUGAUAUAUAUUGGACUAGAGAGGAUGUUAUUUUAUCAUUAGAUUUGGUAUCUCAGUCUAGAACUUUAGAAUUAUUAGACAUAUUUCCAGAAAUUUUAGAUGAGUGGUUCCGUAAUGAUUUUUUUGAUAAGGAGAAGAAGAUACCAAAAAUCUGUGUAACUUGGUUUAGAAAUCUUUUACUCAAACUUGACACAGGUACAAGCACAAGCAAUAAAAAAGAUAACAACAUUGUAUUUUUAGUAUUUUUACGAUUAGAACGCAUGUACCCCUUACUUAGUCAUCGAAAAAAUGUUUGGCAAAGUUUGACAACCAUUGCUGUAGAUAGGGUUAAAGUGUGCUCGGAAUCUCGAAUAUUUGCCGCAACAAAAUUUUUAAUUCGGAUAGAACAACAAGAAAUCAAGACGUUGUUUAUAGAUAUGGUUAAAGAAAUGCUAAAUAAGUCUGUUCAACAAAUUAACGAUCAACUAGUAAAUAAAAUAUAUACAAUAUGCGAUUGCAAAACAAAGAUUUUGACGGUUCCAAACUUAAUAAGCGAAGAAAUUUUGUGUCAUAUCAUGAAUAGAUUGCAAAGUCAAUUUACUGCAUCAAAUCCUUCAGAAUUUCAUUUAAAUAUUCUAGGAGCUAGUGAACUUUGGAGAAUUAUAUUAUGCGCUACUGGAGAUGUUACAAAACUUCAUUCCAAUCCAUUUGUUAAACGUGUUAAAGCAUCUAUCAAUGAACUCGGUGGAUUACUCCGUGAAAAGACGGUUGACAUACAAUUAUUGCAACAGCUCUUGGAAUGUAAAAAUGAAAGAUUAUUUCAACAUUUUGGUGCCGCUGUUUCCAAAAAGAAAAAUAUAGGUGAUGUGAUUGUUUCGCGAGACGAAAUCGCGGAACUUAGAAAGCUUUGUAACAACUUUCAAACUCAACUUGAUGUCCUUUUUAAGUUUUAUACCGAGUUUUGUCCAGCUUCCCAAGUAGAAGAUGUGGAUGAUUACAUCCAAGAUGUAAAACAACAUAUGCCAAAUUCAAAUAAAGUGAUGUUGAAAGAGGCAAUAUCGCCAGAUUAUUGGGCAUUUCAUGGAAAAACUUUGGAGAGUGCAGAGCGUUGCUACAAAUAUAAUCAAUCUCGAUCUUUUCGAAAUAUCUUUGAAGUUUGUAUCCGGGAAGAUACUGCUGCCACAAAAGUGGAAUACAUAGCGCAAAGAUUGAUACCGGCUGUUUUUGAAAGAUAUAACGCUAUUUGUAAACAAUUUAGGGAAUGGGAAAAACUUAAAAUUUCAGAUAUGGCUUUGUUUUGUGAAAAUGUUACAAAUAUUAAUGCGGAACUUGAUUUAAUAGAUGGAUAUAAAGGUCACAAGAGUAACAAAUUCGUACAAACCCUUGAGUAUAUUUCAAGGAUUCCUCACUGGAUUGAACGACUCAAAGAAUUAGAAACAGUUUUACAACUUUUUAAUAUAGCACGUAAUAAAGAUGAUUGGCUAAAAGAAUCGAUUGACUCUUUAAAAGGCGACUCCUUAAAAGACGAUUCUUUAAAAGGCGAUUUUUUAAAAAACAAUUCUAUGAAACUUAGUCAAAUAAUUAGUUUUUUCGCUAACCUUGAUAAAAAUCUUUACAAUGUUAAUGAUGAAUGUUGGAAAUUAAUAAAAGAGUUAUCAAAUGCAGAUGAUUUUAUAAACUUUUUAAAAGAAAUUGCUGAGCAUGAUAUCAAAAAUUUGAUUAAUGGUGUGGAUGACCAUUCGGAUGAAAGAUUGAUUCAAGAGGAUACUGUUUCAUCGCUUAUUCAAGUAAAGCGAUUUUUAUUACCUUUUAUGAAUAAUAAUGAAAGGGAAACUAUUAAAAGCUUUUUAGUUUCGUUAUCAAAUGUUAUAGACGAGAAUCCUACUUUAGGGAAAAAGAUUGCCUUAUGUAACAGUUGCAAUAUGGCAUUACGAAAUAUGUAUCAGAGCAUUGAAAAUCGUGGUGAAGCUACUAAAGAAAAAAUUAAGAAUGCCGUACAAAAUGGAUCUUACACCUUUGGACGGGAUGAAAAAGAAGACAAGUGUUUUGUUUCGUUAAAAUAUACUUCUAGGACUUCUAAAUCAGAAAUGAUAAUGACUUAUAAUAUGAAUGAAAUCUUGGAUUUACGUGGACGGGCUCUUUUGAUUGCAAAACCUAAGAUAAGCGAAAAUGAUGUAACUCAUGAAAAAGAUGAGGAAAUGCCAAAAAAUAUUAUAGAUGAGUUUGUUGUUCAAGUUGAUUUAGCACAAGAAAUAAUUGAUGUGCUGUCCUUGUUAAUUCAGUUGGGGCAUUUUGAUUACAGAAAGUUUGAAAAAGAAUUAAUAGGAAAAAAUAAAAAAGAUAGUAUGAAAAAGUAUUUGGAAUUCUUAAGGGGCGAGCUCAAAAAUUGGCAAACUAUAGUAGAUAAUGCACAAGAAGAGUGUUAUUAUUUAACAUUCUUCCCUGCCCGUCAUAUUUUGGCGUUCUAUGAUUAUUUCACGUCAGAAAAAUUAGAUGAAGAAAACGAAGAAGAAUGCAAAACAUUAAUUAGAGUUGUGAACAGCAAAGCUCAAUUACCACCUCGUAAGGAUAUUAAAGGAAUCUCACGUGGAUCUAAGGAUUAUUUUAAAAUUCUUUGUGAAAUUGGAAAUGAAUUAGAGAAGAUUUUCAGAAAUAUUCAAAAACAACCGCGUAGACUUAAGGCUGCUGGAAAACGCGUAGCAUCGGAUGUAGUUAAAAGAGGGAAAUUAUUUAUUGCUGCUUGUGCUGACAAUAUACUAGUCCCAAACAUUAUUAUGUCAUUAUAUGCUAAUCAUGGAUAUUAUCCGGAACUGUGGCAACUCCUAAUAUGUACUUCUUCAACUACGAUGGAAGAACUAACAAUCUUCAUAAAAAGAAGUUAUUUUGCGUCAGACAAUGGCUAUGAAGACCACUUAUUUUGUAUUGCAAAUUUAGAAUUAUUGGACUUUGAAUUACAAUAUGAUUUAGUUAAUCAAAUUAGGUCAAUGCAAGAACAAGAGGGCUAUCUUUUAGCACUCAUUUGUUGCAGAGAGAAUGGAAUCCAUCAUCAUAUUUUAGAUCAAUUCUCUUCAGAUGUUAAGGCAACUAAUGGAUUAAAUAAUGAUUCCAUGAGAAGAAUUUAUAGGGAAUUGUGUCAGAAUGUCAUACGUGUUUCUUCUGAUUUAUCAGGACAGGGCAAAACUGAAUGGAUUAAAGAAGAUAGUUUCAAAAAAAAGAAAAUUCCACGUAGCUUUUUAAUAAGCGAUGAUAUGGAGUUUAGCAGGCUUGUAAGUCAAUUAAAAGAAUGUAAACUCCGACCUGUAGAAAGUUUACACAUAAAUAUAGUAUCAGCUAACUAUCCGGGAGACGUCAACAUGUUUUUAUUUGAAUUAUUAACUUUGGGUAUGGUUUCUACGAAUGUUGAUAUAGCUUGUCUGCCUUCAUCAGAAACACCUACACAUAUAUUUAUCGAAAUAGCUUCAACUACAGAACAGAAUAUACUUAAUUCUCUUCCUAUGACAGGAUAUUUAUUAUUCAAUCAUAUAUCUUGGAAUAUUAAAAGUUUGAAAGCUUCUCAAGUAAUUAAUAGUCCAAUUCAGGUUACUUGUCAUUAUUUGAAUUUAUUGGAUCGUAAUGAUAUAGAUUCAAAAGAGAUCCUCUUCCGGACAGAUAAAGCAAUUAAAGAUCCACUAUCAGUAGAACGCUGUCAAAAUCUUAUUGAAAAAUAUUUCUUUAAUAAAGGCAGCAAAGAUAUUUCUUCUUUUAGAUUUUUUGAAAUAUUUAUUAAUGUACUCACAGAUCAAUUAGUUCGAUUUUCAUCAAGUCAAUUUUUAACUGUAGAUAAUCUCAAAUUAAUGGUAAAAGAAACUAACAUUAGAAAACUUAUAUUAAGAACCUUAAUAAAUGUUUCAAAAGAUUUUGCAACCAGAUCUAUUAAAACAAAAGAGGCACAGAUAGAAUCUACAAACGCUAUAGAUGCAGAUGAUGAAAACGCUCGUCUUGGUACAAUAGUUCAAUGGGACGACUCAAAUCAUCUUAUAGUAUUUUUCAAUUCUCAAACUCCCGAUUCAAUAUCAGCAUUAUAUCGAGACAGAAAUAAAGUUAAUGAAAAUGUAAAAAUUUUAUUAAAAAGUCAAGUAAUUGAAGAUCGAACGAAAUGGGUGUUAGAUGAUUACAAUUCGAUGACUCCAGAAGAUCUUUUCUUAAAAUUAGAGUGUUUGGCACGAAGUUCAACAGAAAAAUUAGAUCUUCCCGAAUAUGCUUUAUCUGGUGAUAACUUAAUAAAGAUGGCCUUAAUUCUUUUAAGAGCACGUGCGAAUAUUCCAGUGAUAGUUUGUGGUGAAGCAGGAUGUGGCAAGACAAGUUUGAUCGCUUAUCUGGCCUUGAUGGUUGAAGUUCAAUUCCGGCCACUUAACCUUCACGCCGGAAUCGAUGAAAAAACUAUUAUGAGGUUCAUGAAUGAUUCUUUAGAAAAAGCAGAAAAAGGCGAGAUUUGGUUAUUCUUUGAUGAAAUCAAUACUUGCAAUUAUAUAGGUUUACUCGCUGAUUUAAUAUCCCAUCGAAUGCUUAAUGGGAAACCAAUACACCCAAAUAUCCGUUUAUUCGCUGCUUGCAAUCCAUACCGUCUUCGUACGAAAGCUCAAAGCCAAGCCGGUUUGACAAAUAGAGUUAAAAACUUCGAACAAAGUAAACUUGUUUAUCAAGUCAAACCACUUCCUGAUCAAAUUUUAGAUUAUGUUUGGGACUACGGUAUUCUGAAAUCAAAAGAUGAACACAGAUAUAUUCAAAUUAUGGUUGGAAAAGAAUCAAAAACUUUAUUCCAUCCUGAAUUUACAGAACUUCUAUUUGCUUCUCAAGAAUUCAUUCGUAAGGUUGAGGAACGAUAUAGUGUGAGCUUACGUGAUGUUAAACGAGCUAUAAGUUUAGUGAAAUUCUUUCAUAAUUCUCUUCAAAAUCGUCCGUUUUGGAGGGAAGGACAUACAUAUCCACCACCUGGUAAACUAACAGUAAGGAUCAGAUCUUAUGUUCUGGCACUUAGUCUUUGUUAUCAUUCUCGGUUGUAUGAACAAGAUUUACGUAAACAAUAUCGUCAUGAAAUGGAACAAAUAUUACAUGAACAUAAUCCUUAUGUAGGAGAAAAUAUGUUUGCUAAAAUUAUUCGUGAAGAACAGGAAGAUUAUAUUAAUAGGAUGCAAUGUCCACCUAAUACGGCAUAUAACGAAGCUUUAUUAGAAAAUGUUUUGGUUAUGAUCGUAUGCAUUUUGACAAAAAUCCCUCUGUUCCUUAUAGGAGCGCCGGGCUCUUCAAAAUCGUUAGCAGUUCGUCUUAUAAGCUCAAAUUUACGUGGUCCUGAUUCAAGUGAUAGGUACUUUAGAAAAUUAGCACAAGUUUACUUAAUUCCACAUCAAGGCUCUUCAUCUUCAACUUCUGAAGGUAUCAUAAAAGUUUUUGAGAAGGCAAAUAAAUUUCAGGAGACAACUUCCAAACAAUUUCCUGUUGCUAGUGUUGUUUUACUUGAUGAAGUUGGUUUGGCUGAAACAAGUCCUUUCAAUCCAUUAAAAGUACUUCACUCUUUGCUUGAACCAAGUUAUCCAGAUACAGAGCCAACUGUUUCAGUGAUAGGGAUAUCUAACUGGCGCUUAGACAACAGUAAAAGUAGUCGUGCAUUACUUGUUCAAAGACCACAAUUUAAUUUGAAUGAUUUAGUUGAUACUGCUGAACGCUUAUUAAAUGAAAGAGCUAUUGCAUCUGGUCAGAGAGGCGCCUUAAGACCUUUAGCUAAGGCAUAUUCAAAUUUUGAAAAACAUGGCCAAUCUUCGUCCAACUUCCACGGUCUUCGUGAUUAUUAUGCACUGGUUAAACGUCUUUCAUUAAACGAAAUGACUCCGGAGAAUAUUCAAAUGGCAUUAGCCCGUAAUUUUGGAGGAACAGAUAAUCAUGUCAAAUUAUGCGAUCAAUAUUUUGGAAAUGUUCUAAAAAUGUUUAAUAACCAUAAGCCAUGGACAUAUAAACAAGUUCCAGUCGAACAAUUAAUUGAUACAAACUUAAAAGAUUCUGAUGCACGACAUUUAAUGGUUAUUGGUAAAAGUGAUUCAAUUGUAAAUUUGCUGACUUAUCAGCUAAGAAAGAGAGAUCCUGUUGUAAUUCUAGGAUCACAAUUUCCUGAUGAUCAAGAGGAUUAUUAUUAUAGUGUUUUGAGAAAAAUUAUGAUGUGCGUUGAAGCAGGCAGACCAUUGAUUUUAACAGAUUUAGAAAUAAUUUAUGGGAGUCUUUACGAUUUAUGGAAUCAAAAUUAUAUUGUGGUAGGAAGUAAAGAUAAUGUCAAAUACUUUACGAGAGUUGCACUUGGAGCGUAUGCCAAUCCUAUGCUUUAUGUUUCGCCGAAUUUUAAAUGUAUUCUUGUUAUGGAUGAGAAUAAAUUGGCUUUGGCUGAUCCUCCACUUCUUAAUCGAUUUGAAAAACAAAAAAUGUCGAUUAAUGACAUACUUGACAAUAACCAAAAGUUAUUUUAUGAAAAUUUAAAUGAUUGGGCAAGAAAAUUCUCAACUUUGAUCGACAAUAAUCAAGCAACUCAAUCACGUAAUAAGUUUACCCAGAAAGAUCUAUUCAUUGGAUUUGAUAAAAAUGAAACCUUACAAAGUUUAAUUAUCGACAUUAUGAAGAAUAAUCCCGAAGCAGAUGAAGAAGAAAUAUUAGAAAAAUGCAAAGAAUGUUUGAUUGCAACGGCGACUUCUGAUGGUGUUGUGAGAGCCGAGUUAUCAGCUUUAGAGCGAGAUGAAUUUGAAAAAUGGAAGCAUGUUUAUUUCAAUCAACAGCAUCAUGAUAGUCUUUAUGAUUACUUUGAUAAUCAAGGAACAUCAUCGGUUCCUAAUGGGCAUUUAUUAAUUAUAAACACCUUCUCCAAUAUCAAUACGGAUGUUAUGUUUUGUUUACGAAAAUUUAGUUGUCAAGUAGAUAAAUUGUCGAUUUUUAAGACUGAAGCUCAACUUUCGAAUCGGGUAAAACACUUUUGGUCUGAAGAAUCAAAUGAUCAAAUGCUAAUCCUCCAAUGCGAUAUAACUACUGUUAGUACUGGUUGUAUUAAACUAGCUAAAUUAAUCAUCGAACAAUUCCGAAAAGACUUUAUAGCAAAGAAAGAUCAAAUGGAGCAUAUUGUACCUAUGAAGCAUGCGUGUAUCAUUCUUCAUAUUCAUCGAGAGCAGGAAUCCACCUUUUCGUCUUUUAAUUUCAUGUGCGGCUGGAAACAAAUAACUAUUGAAACAUUAUCAGGAAGUAACGUUCCUACAUCAGGUCUCUUGGAUGGGUCUUUAUCUCGUAUUGUUGAUUCUACUUAUCCAUUUGAAAAAAUUUUACAACAAGAACUAUUAUGGUGUCUAUCAUGUAUGAAAUAUCCAUCGAAAGAUAAGUCAAUCAAUCAUAUAAAAACAAUAAACGAAAAAAUCCUAAAGUGCCAAGACUUUAUUAAAUGUUUGAAAGUAAGAAUUCUUGAAUGGAUCAAACAACAACCUACAAAUGAUUGGCAAUAUAAAGUCGCAUCAAAUAAACAAAAUUUAUACCCAUACCCUUCAUUUUCUGCAGCACUACAAACUCACAUUAGAACACUGUUUAAGAAACCGAUAGCUCAAAUUUUAUGUGCUUUGGAAAGAUUAUCAGCAACAAAAACAUUUUUCUAUAUUAAAGAACGAGCAAGAUCAAAAGGAAACUAUGAGAAAUUACUUAAGUUUUGGGAACAGGUUUAUAUGGAUAAGAAAAUUGUCAAAAUUGAAAAUACGCAAAAUCCAAAACAUGAUGGAUAUAAUAUGCCGGCAGGAAGUUUACUUGAUCUUGAAUUCCCAUUUUCAUUAUAUUUUAUGAACCAAAUUAAUAGUUUUAAAAGAAUUUACGAAGAAGAAAUAGCUAAAUUACAAGAAGAUAAUGAGAGAAUUGAUGAAGAAACCAAUGAACUAUACGAUUACGUGAUUGAGGAUCAUUUGAAAGAAUUCAAAGAUAAUAUUCUUACGUCAAUACCGCUAUUAAAAGAAAAAGAUUCUCCAUUCGAAUGGGAAUGGGCUUCUGAACUAUAUUUCAAUGACUUUGUUACUAUUAUUGCGUCAAAAGAUGGUGAAACAAAGAAUAAAAAAAUGUUAGCGUCAAUCUUGAAGUUACUCAUCGGUGAUAAAACACGCAAACCAAUUUUGCUUCAUGCAUAUUGGUGGGAAAAUGGCAACGAAGUUUUAGCUCAAUUACAAUUGGCUCAAAUGUCUCCAAUGAUAAUUAAAAAUAUCGAAAUUCAAGGAAAUGUUACUGAUGGAGGAAAUAUUGAAAAACAUCUUGUCAAAGAAUUGAUAAAAUUGAUGUUGAAGCAAAUUAGUGGAAAUUUCGAAGGCGCAGGAAAUUCUCAUUCGAUUGAUAAAUGGCAACAUGACGUCACAAAAAUAUUAUCUCUUGUUAGUAAGGUAACGCGAGCAAAGAAUUUACCAGAUCUUCAAUUGUUACGUAUUGUAAACGAUUUAGUUGCGACAAAAUCCAUUCCUUUAGAUAGUAUUAGAGAAAUUGUUCAACUUGUGUUAAGUUCGGAUGAACAAGGAGUUCUCUCAGAGAAAUUUGUCAGCACCGUACUUAAUAAGCUAGAUAAAUUAGAACAAAAUGAGAAGAAUAUAAUUCCAAGAAGAUCAUUCAUCAUGAGAUGCCUUGCAUUGAUUCCAAUAGAAUCAGAAGUCCGACUAAGUUUAUAUGAGAAAUUAUUCUCGAAAGAACCUUUUCCAUUAAUGGGUGCAAUCAUCGAAAGAAUCUUUCUUAAAGAAGACAGAGAUAUGUUCUUUUUAGUAAUUACAGAUUUCGAAGAAGCUUUAAUACAAUCUCCUCGAUUAAAUAUUAUCAAUAAAUGUUUAGGAGAUUUAGAUACAAAUAUGGCUACUUUGUGUUGUGAUACCAUUGAACAGACCUUCUUCAUGAAUGAAGAAUUAGAAAGUUUAGGGGCUUAUAUUGGACCGGCUCUUGAAGCUUUAUAUAAAAAAGGAAUACCAUCAUUACAAAAAAUAACUUCUAUUGCUUUACUUAAAGAAUUCGUUCGUCGAUUCUGGGACAGUUUUAUUAGGAAAGAUAAUAAUGAUCCUGACCAAAUGGAGGAAGACGAUUUUGAUAACGAUCUUGAUAACGAUUUUGUUACUAAUGAAUUAAUUGGUCAAAUUAACAAUAUUUUGACAUUCGUUCAUCCUUUGAUUGAUUCUUUCAAAAUUUACUUUUUAAGAGAUUUAUGUCGAAGAGAUUUUUCAAUGGAUGAUAUUAGAAGAUUUUGUGACGCUCAGAAACAUCUUUUACCGUGGCUUGGAUCUUUCAAUUGGGAUGAGAUUAAAGAAAAUCGAUUGUCAUUUAAUCCAUAUUGUUAUUUACCUGAAUAUAAUGUAGCUGAAAAUAGUAUUAUGGAUUUCUAUAGUGUAGGAAAUAAGGCACCUUUUCAAAAAUUUGUCCAAAACAUGAAUCAAAAUAUGACUUUAACGGCAAAAUUAUCUUUAACGGGGCUUUUCUUUGUACGUCUUCAUGCUUUGAGAGCUUCAAGAGAAUGGCAACAUUCAGAAGAGCGAUCAGAAAAAUUCUUGACACAAGAACUCGAUGGAAUAAAUCUUCCAGAUUUACUUAAACCAAUUGCAACAAAUAUCUUGUCGAAUAAACAACCUCUCCUUAAAAUUGAUAGCCCGGAAAUUAAUAAUACUGAAUUGCUUAUAAAAUCCGUUAUUGCUCAUAUCAUCAUAUUUCACGCAUCGGUUGAACCGAAUUCAUCUCAAUUAGCAAUGUAUUUACACAAAUUACUAGAUUGUCAGAACUCGUUUAUUUUAUCAUGCAUGUCUGACGUAAAAUCAACGGUGUUAAACGCCGUUGCUGGAAAAACAAAUACAAACAAACUUACAAGAUAUGUUUGUAAGUGCGGAUAUAAAUAUUUCAUCGCAAAUUGUGGUGGAACUGUUAUUACUAGUAAAUGUCCGGAGUGUGGAAAUACUAUCAGCGGAGUGGGUCAUAAACCAGCAGAAGGAAACACUAUACUCGAUAAUAAACCAAUUGCUCAAUCAGCAAACGAUCAAACAGGAUACAUUGGAGAACUAGCUAAUCAAAAUUUGUAUCACUCUGUCAGAUAUAUGACGCCUACAUCAUAUCGUGUUUUACAUUUAAUUGUUCAUGCUCUUAUUGGAGCCUCUGCACCUCAAACUGCCCUUGCCUUCCUUCAAAAAAAUGAUCAAACUGCCACAGAUUCUGAAAAUUAUUGUAUGGACCAUAUUCGAAAUGAUUGGGAAAUGCUGAAAACCCUUCUUAAUUGCUCAGAUGAGAAUUUGGCGUUAAUGUUCCAUUCAUUAAUUUCUUCGAUGAUGGAAAAACCAUUAUCGAAUCAACGAGUAACAACAUCUGCCGAGCGUGAAAAGUGGGAAACAGAAUUCAAUGAUUAUAUCACACCGCAAAUUAAAAAUAUAAAUGAAACGGCAACUAAUUAUCGUGAAAAAUUAAGCGAAUCUCGAAACAAAAAUCAAAAAGGUAACUUAAUUGAAAGUGAAAUCAAUCAAACUUUAGUUAUGGAUCAACGAUAUCGAAGUGAAAAUUUACCAAACUUGUGGAGAACGAUUGGAAUGAUUAGUUUCAACAGUUUCCGCGCUUAUUAUAUGAGCGAUACGACAAGAAAUAACGAUUAUCCAUUCCUCUCAGUAUUUUUGAAAUAUACUCAAGAAUUAGAAUUACUCGAACAUCUUUUACCUAUAGUAAAGUUUGUUCAAAUUUUGCAUUCCAAACUUGGAUAUCAGUUAGCAAGACAAACUGCAGGAGAAAUGACUUUCAGGAAAUUUAUAGAAUUAAAUAGUGGUGGUAAUAAAGAAAUUUUCAAUAGCUUGAAAACAGCUUUUGACGACUUUAAACUUGGUUGGAAUACAGUAAUAUCUCUCGUAGAUCGGUAUCAACUUCCCGAUAAUAAGCCAACCAUUAAAGAUGAUUCACCAGUUGUUCUUGGUUUAGUGGAACAAAAAGAUUCAGGAAUUUACUUAUGCGCAAUUUUAUACCAUUUAGUUAAUAUACAAAAUAAAUUCUUACAAGAAGUCAUUGAAAUUCCACCUGGAACUUGUAAAUCUCUCAAAUUUUUAGAUGAACCUUCAUUUGGUUUUGGAUCGUCAAUAUCAAAAACAAAACCGGAAACACCCAAUGGAUAUUGCCUUCAAUCGAUGUAUCUUGAUCAAGUUCGUUCCGUUAAUAUCAUAAAUUUUAAGUGGAAUGAUAGAAUUCUUGCAUAUAGUCAAAGAAAUUUAGCAAUUGCUAGAGGAGAAGAUAUUGUUUAUGAUUUGACAAAAAUUGAGAUGGAAUUGGCAAGUAUUUUAGUAUUUGAAAAAGUUUAUAUAGAAACUCAACCAGGUUCACAAUUAUAUCUAGAAGUUUUCCCAUAUCAUUUGGAGUUAUUCCAAGGACAUAUGAGAAUUCUAAGUGAUAUUAAGGAUUUAAUAAAUCAGGAACCAAUUCCAAUUGAAAAGGUGGAUUUAUUAGGUUUUUCUAAAAAUUCUGGAUUGCAACCUGCAUUGGAACCAGCUCUAGAUAACGCGUCAGAAAUUUUAUCAUCAUUGGAGAUUCUUUUAUGUUUCGUCAAACGUACUGCAGUUGGAGAUGGAGAAAAAUCAAUUAAAAAUUAUGUUUCACAGUGGAUGAAAUUAUCAUCAUUAAAUGAACAUGAAAGAUUUUCUAAAAUGUUAAAAGUGGAUUUACGACUUAAACAUUUAGUUUCUUUAUACGAACUCGUCGAAGAACAAGUUGCCGAUGUUAAAAUUAAAUAUAUUCAUGAAAAAUAUAAGGAAGAACUUUCAGCAGAUAUGAAGAUGGCAAUAACGAAUUCCGUAGAUUUUGAACAGCAAACUACAAUGAAAAAAGCCAUACCAGCAGAAGCGUUCGCUUUAGCUUUAAAACGAUUCAUGUUACGAUAUUUAACUUUAGAAAAUCAAAAAGAAAAGGAACCGUUAUAUCAUUAUUUACGAGAUAAUAAUACAUUAAAUUUUUGGCCGUCUACAAUUCCAGAAGAACUUAUUAACAAAUUAUUUCCGAAAAAUUUGUUAGUGGCUAAUACAUAUGAAGCUUAUACAUUCAUUAUUAAGAAAACGAGGACCAAACAGCAGGCCAAACAGGCCAAGGCUAAGCAGGCUAAACCGGCUAAACAGGCAAAACCUGGCAGAAGAAAGCCUGAUGAAUUUAUUGACAACAUGUAG
Rhizophagus irregularis DAOM 181602=DAOM 197198 is the source of this 15720-nucleotide messenger RNA. NCBI's taxonomy places the organism in Eukaryota, Fungi, Glomeromycota, Glomeromycetes, Glomerales, Glomeraceae. The record is from RefSeq and is a predicted model, not a curated record.